Molecule: messenger RNA, 1372 nt
Organism: Alnus glutinosa
Lineage: Eukaryota; Viridiplantae; Streptophyta; Magnoliopsida; Fagales; Betulaceae
Product: WRKY transcription factor 18-like
Exons: 4
Coding region: 160-942 (260 amino acids)
Biological process (GO): regulation of DNA-templated transcription
Molecular function (GO): sequence-specific DNA binding; DNA-binding transcription factor activity
Source: RefSeq, a predicted model, not a curated record
UCAUAAAUACCAACCAGUAGCACUGCAUGAGAAAUAAUAUUAUUUUUACAUACAGAUUUAAUUAAGGAGGCUUCGAUCUCCAACUCUUAGUCUUUUUUCUUCCAACUUAACAGUCUGAUCGAUGACUUAUCAUUGAAGGUCGUUCAUCAUCUUGCAGACAUGGAAGCUCAUACCUCUUGUCAAGAAAAGGUGGAAACCCUCCAAACAGACUUGAAGUGUUUGCGAAAAGAGAAUGAAACUUUAAGAUUCAUGCUUGACGUUAUGAACAGCAAAUGCAACAUUCUUCAAGCCCAUCUCCAAGAAACAAAGGCUGCAGGACAAAUGGACAUCAAUUUCUCUCAAAGCGGCUUUGACAAGGAAGCAAACAAGAGAGCUCGGACAUCUGAGGUUCCAAUACAUAACAAGACACAACGAAUCCUAGUGAGAACCGACUCUGAUCAGGACAACAGCCUAACAGUGAGAGACGGCUAUCAAUGGAGGAAAUAUGGGCAGAAGGUCACCAAAGACAACCCAUCACCUAGAGCUUAUUUCAGGUGUUCCAUGGCUCCGGGAUGCCCUGUUAAAAAGAAGGUACAAAGGUGCUUGGAAGAUAAGUCUCUGCUUGUGGCAACUUACGAUGGGAAGCACAACCAUGAUGUUCAUGGUUCUUCUCUUGGGGACUCUUCAUCUUCAUCAGAUACCAUCAGAAGCCCAAUGGCAAAUAUUAACUCAUUUCUCCCAGCUAUGGCGCUCGAUCUUAGUCUCUCUAGUCCACAUCAAGAAAAUCGAAGACCCUUUCAGAAUUUUGUGGAAGAGCACCACAACAACAGCUACAACAAUAUUGCAGAAUAUGCAGCCUCUUUAACCAAGGAUCCUACCUUCACGACAGCUUUGGCUGCAGCUGUUGCAAGCUCCAUCACCCAUCAGCCCAAAAAAAGAUUUGAAUCUGAACACCAUACGUGAUCUUUGGAACUGUAAAGACGCAAAAAUAGCCUAGAAUCUACAUUUAAGCGAUAGCGUUUCUUUUUUUUUUUUUUUUGUGUCAAAAAAUGCUUGGAGUACUACAGAUUUUAUUACGAUCUUUUACAAACUAACGUAACAGUUCAUAUAGCAUUUACCACAUCAGUUUCUAAAGAGUUGUAGUAAAAGUUAACUGUAGUACUCCUAGCACUGUUUAGUUAUGUAGUUGUUGAGAAUAAGGUUUGAGUAUUUUAAGUUUCUCUAAGUUUUCUCUUUUCCUCUAUAAAACGAGAGGAUUCAUGAGCUUUGAUCAUCUGUGUGAAGAUGCCAUCAAAGUGAAAAUGGCAUGAUCAUGAGUCAUACAUGCGUUUUGUCUUAGAAAAGUGAAGUUGUUGCUGUUAUUGUAAUGGAAGAUAGAAGGAAAAUUGAAUUA